This is a messenger RNA of Cuscuta campestris, 936 nucleotides long. Lineage: Eukaryota; Viridiplantae; Streptophyta; Magnoliopsida; Solanales; Convolvulaceae. The record is from the annotation of a GenBank genome assembly.
UUCUAGAGACUAAACGUAUGCGCUUUGAACCGAUAGGGUUCAUGGAGUUCGGAGAUGGCGUUCCGGCUACUCUUCCCGGGCAUGAGAAUAUCGAUGAUGGCGGAGACAUUACGAUGUCCGAGAUUGAGGAAGGGGAGUUGGUCGAUAUGAUUUCUAAGACUGAUUUGGGAGACAAUAAUGUCGUGAUUCCCGAGACAGGAUCGCUCGAAACUAAGGUUAGGAGUGAGACCUUGGAUAAAAACGAGUCUGGUAGUAAGAUGCAGAGGCGUAGGAAGAACAAGAAGAAGAAGAAGAAGAACAAUAAAAACAAAGGAAAUAAUGGCACUUCGAGUCCAAAUAUUACGGAUGUCAACAGAUUUGUUAUUAACGUGUGUAAACGCUUGAGAGAGAAAAAAUCUUAUUUGGUAUGGACUGCUGUGGCUUGCCUUGGUGUAUCAGCUCUCAGUGAUCUUGUCAAGGAGAUGUUAACUGAUGAAGUGGUUUCUCUCGUUUCGGUUCCAUGGACUUUUCUUCCAAGAUAGUUUUUGGCUUUACACUUUAUGAAGUCCAAUUGGUAGAUGCAAUCCAAGCCUCUGGCGGGCAGAAGACAUCUAAUGGCAAGCGCUUUAGAGAAGGUGGUGGGAUCUUAUGGAACAUUAUCAAACUGCGUGAACCAAAUGCUUACAAAGAGAUAAUGAAACAGGGGAAGGAGUUUGAGAAGCAGCUGAGGCAAGUUUCUAAGAGCAAGCCGGGAACAAAAGAAGCGACUUCCCAUAGAUCCUCUGGUGCGACGACCAACCAAACUCUACCCGAUCUUUUUGUGAGUAGAGUGCCGCCUGUGAGAUUUGCUCCCCCUGAAGAUGUACGGAUGCCUGUGAGAUACGAUGAUCUGUAUGGAGAAGAGCACGUACGGUAGAGUGCUAUUUGCGAUUAAAGUACGGACUUGUAGAUUCCAAU